Messenger RNA from Penicilliopsis zonata CBS 506.65, 3820 nucleotides. RefSeq lists its product as hypothetical. The record is from RefSeq and is a predicted model, not a curated record. Gene Ontology annotation, cellular component: replication fork protection complex. Bases 77 to 3634 code for a protein of 1185 amino acids. Gene Ontology annotation, molecular function: DNA binding. Lineage: Eukaryota; Fungi; Ascomycota; Eurotiomycetes; Eurotiales; Aspergillaceae. The transcript is spliced from 4 exons. Gene Ontology annotation, biological process: DNA replication checkpoint signaling; replication fork arrest; DNA repair.
GUGAUAGCGAUCUUGUGCUGAACAGGGAGAAAGGAUCCAAAAUAGGGUCUGUCGCAUGACCUAUAGAGCCACUAAUAUGGACGAAGACGUGGUGUCCUUUGGCCAGGAGGUCCAGGUCGUGGAUCCUGAAGUUCGCGCUCAUGUGUACAGUCUGGUGACUGCGCUUGGAGGCUUUAAUGGCGAGAAUGCAGAUUGCUAUGUGCUUGGUGAUGACGCGUUGGCGUGUUUACGAGAUAUCAAACGAUGGCUCAAACUAUACGACGAGAAGAUCAACCGUAUGGAUGUGGCAAGAUGUUUGGGAGAAGCCAAUCUCGUGAAUGGAGAUCUACUGCCCAUCUUGUCGAACUGGUGGACGAGCGGUCAGAACAACAAGCACAUGUCCCGGAUCGCUCUGGCGUGCUUGGAAUUACUCGUCCCUUUAACCUGGCCUGCGGAGUUCCACAAAGAUAUGACGGUCAAUCACCAUCGCCAUACCCCCUACAUACAGCAAGCUCAAGUUCGAUAUAAACGAGGUCUGCUCAGUUACGGCGGCUCCAACCUUCUCCGAACCGUCAUUCGAAUCGCCCUGCCGAGUAUGGCGGUGCCCCGAUCAGAACGGACGACUAGAGACGAAGGCAUCCUCAAACUUAUGCUUUACCUCUUCCGGAAUAUUUCAAUUAUCUCGCAGAGCGCACGCCUGGCAGCAGAAGGUGAUGAGGAGGAGACAUCGAGAUCGGUGACGAUCAAUGCAUUUGCGGAACAGGAUGUGUUCGCACUUCUCCUCACCAUGUGUUCAAAUGUGGGGGAUGAUUUCAGCCAGCAAGAUAUGGCCCUUCUGGAAAUAUUAUUCCACUUGGUCAAGGGUGUGAAUGUGGAGAAGCUGUUCAUGGACGACGUCCAACGAACGGCGAAACGCACCGACGAGCUGAAAGAUCUCCUAUCUAAGGAGUCGUCCUUGAAGAGGGAAUAUGCAAAGAAUGCACCUACACGUCAUGGCCGGUUUGGAACGAUGAUCUGGGUCAAACGUGACGAUGCCAAGAUGUCGACCGUCUCUGGUCAAGAUGUUCUCAAGGAUGAACAGACCACUCUGUUGAAAAUGGAUCAGAGCAAGAAGUGGAAUAAACCCCAGCCACGCCGGAGACAAGAAGAAUUGAGCACGAACAAUAGUUUUGACACUCCCACCCAUCUCUCCUCCACAGCAACUAAGAAUUUGCGGUCAUUCGUGGAAGAGUUUUUAGACUCGGGAUUCAACCCAUUGUUCACUCAUGUUCGGAAGGCAAUUGAACGAGAAGCAGAACGUGUGACGGAUAUCAAUAGUCGCCAGUUCUUCUAUACGGUCUCCUGGUUCCUGGAGGCGGAACGUGUGCGUCGUACCUACCAGAAAUAUACGCACGAGCAGAGCAAAGGAAAAGCGAAGGAGAUGGAGCCUGACAGCUUUGCGCUUGUUGCUGGCGUUUUAAACCAGGAAACAUUCGUCUUUCUGAACAGAGCCAUGCAAUAUGGUCUGGACCAUAAAGAUUGGGAGGACAUUAAUGCAGAAAUGCGUUGCUUUACCCAGAUCCUGCUAACUGUUCAGGAAAUGUCAAAGUCCCCCCUUGAAGAGGACCAGGAGAUUGCGGAGAACAUUCAAAACCGGAUCUUUUACGAGGAAACAACUCAUGAUAGAGUAUUGGCUCUUGUACGUGGAUACAAAGAUCAAGGAUUUGGCUACUUGGAUGCCUGCACAGAACUCUCCCAUGUUUUUUUGCGGAUGUUGGAACGGUACUCAAAAGAGAAUAUUGAUCUGCAAAUACGAUCGCGCCGGAAAGCCCGACGGAAGAAGACGGCUGAAAAGAAUGCUACCACAAAUGGAGAAGAAGAGGACCCUGAAGAACAAGCAUCGGAAGACGAAGAGAUUGAGGACGCAGUGAAGGUCGCCAAGGAACGAACAUUCGAUUUCAAGCGCUUUUCUGCCAAGUUUUGUACCCAGAAAAGCGUCGACACAUUCUUCGCUUUUACCAAGUUUUAUAAAGAGCUGGACUCUGAACAACUCAAACGUGCUCAUCGCUACUUCUAUCGAAUUGCCUUCAAGCAAGAGAUGAGUGUUUUGCUAUUCCGUGUCGACAUCAUCAACCUGUUCUACAAGAUGAUUAAAGGACCUGGUGGCUUAGAUCCCAGCAAGCCUGUCUUCAAGGAAUGGGAAGAGCUGGUACGGCAAAUCAUUCGAAGGUUGGUGAAGAAGAUCGAGCAGCGGCCGGCACUCAUAACCGAGCUGUUGUUCAGCAAAAUCAAUGCCACCGCUUUCUAUCUUGAAUAUGGCCAUGAGAAACAGACAUUGACGUCGGAGAAGAGACCGCCAGCUGAGCUCUCUAUCCACCCCACAUAUGCAACUACACUCGAUGAUAAGAUGAAGAUUGUCGUGUCUGCCUUGGUCAUGGACAAGCGGCCGGAUCUAGUGAGAUGGAUCAGUGAUUUCAUCGGAUCUGCUGCCGAUGAGAGAGAGUCGUGGGAAGCUCAAGAAGAAGCGCAACGAGCUCAAACAUCCGAGACAUCUACUACUCCGAACCCUAUGAUUGCCGUUACUCCUCGCGAUGAAGAAUGUCGUAGGGCAAUGUUCUCGAAUAAUAAGCUACGGCUACUUAUGUCAUUAGCCGGUUUCGAGCGCCUCGGCGUUGAAGAUGUGCCUGGUGCUUCUUGGAUUAUUCCCUCUAGGCUCUCGUCUAAAGAUCUGCGAGACACCCAGGGACUUAUCAAUAGAUACCUCGAAAACCCUGUCAAUGACAUUGACGGCCAGGAGCCUGGCAAGUGUCUUCGACGCAAGCGGACGGAUGAAGCUCGCGAUGAUAUCUGGCGACCUACGGUGAAUGUUGAUUUCGGAUCAGACUCCGAAGGAAUGGAAGAUGUACCCGAUGGUCCUCUUUUCCCUCCAAAUCCUCGAUCGAAAGCGAGUGCACUGGAUGAAUUGAAGAAGAAACGCAAGUCCAAGCGGAAAGAUGAUAGGGAAAAGGAGCCGCUGGACGAGGAAAUCGUUGAGGAGCGCCGUCAAGCACGCACGGCUAAUGCCCUAGCCAGGCAAGCGAAAAUUAAAAGCGAUCUUUACAUCCAUGCAAGUGACGAAGAGACAGACGAGGAAGCUGACAAAGAAUUCUUUGUGCUUGAAGAAGAGCGAAGGAAAGCCCAGGCAGCUCGUGUCAAGAAGGCUCUCAUCACUGGUGAGAUGGAGUCCACCGACAUGACAAAGAGUAAAACCGCUGGGCGUAAACGGUCUAGGACUGAGACAGGGAAUGGACGGAAGCGACGGAGAGCCAGUCGUCAAGAUGCCGGGAGUGAAGACGAAAACGAUAGUGAAGACGUGCUUAUGACUGGUCUUGAUGAUAAGGAUGAAGAGAGCAUCCCUCCUGGUCCUGAUGAAGAUGACCUCAUGUUUGACGACGACCUUGCUUUCAGUCGAAAUCGCAAAACCAUAUCCAGCUCGCCUCGGCAGUCCACACCAGAUGUCAUAACUGAGGAUGAGGAAGAAAACGAUGUUGCUAAGGAGGACAAGGAGGGUCAAAACCAGGGCAAGGAUGACGACGACGACGACGACGACGAUGAUGAUGAUGAAGAAGUGCUGGUCGCUACUUCGUCUCGAAGGCGGGUAAGAGGUGGAUUCGUGAUUGAGAGUGAUUCUGAAUAAUGAUGAUGGUCUGGUUCUUCUGGCUCAUGAAUUUGAUGCGGCAACUUAUUAGCUAUCAGAAUUAUACAUACCCUCAUGUGUGCGCCCAACCUCUCAGAUACCCGGUAUUGUAUUUCAUGUCUAUCACAUCAUAGAUGCCUAUAUAGUACCUACGCGGCAUAUAGUUACUAAUUGAUUGAUCAGGAA